AUGCUGCUGUCAAGGCUGAAUCGACCCGUGGAGCACGACGAGCUCAAAGCACAACAAUUAAAGAGGAUAUACGAGUGCGGAGAGUGUCUCGCGCACUACAGCUCGGUCGAGGAGGUUCAAGAUCACAUACAGACUUGCAAUGGUACGCCACCAGGGGUUGUGGUCGUCGAAGUACCCGAUGGGGAAGCGGCGGCCAGGGAACAGACCCCAGUCGCGCAGGCCGGCGGGCAAAUCGAUGCCGAGGGCGAAGAGGACUCUGAGGAGCUCAUCUACGAGUGCUCCAGCUGUGGCAUGCAGUUCAGAAACGUACACGCCUAUACCAACCAUUUGGCGACCACUCACGCCGCCUCGACGACCUGCUGUCCAAUUUGCGGCAGAUGGUACUCCUCGCGAUCGAACUUGAAAGCCCACCUGCUCCUACACACCGGGCUGAAACCCCAUCAAUGCCCCACGUGCAAGAAGCGGUUCUCAGUCGCCAGCAAUCUUCGGUGUCACAUGAAAAUUCACACGAAUAAGCAGAAAUGUGCUUAUUGCGCCAAAUCGUUCGACAACGAAGCCAGUCUCAAGGAACACGAAAAACAAUCACACAACUUCGUUACCGACAAGGACUGUCCGUUCUGCCAAAAAUCGUUCUCGCACAGCAGCACGCUCCGGAGUCAUAUUCGAACGCAGCAUUCCGAUGGAUGUCGGAACCUCCUGUGUCAGCUGUGCUUGAAGGCUUUCACAAAUCGCUCGAAUCUCGAAGUCCACAUGCGCUCGCACACCGGCGAACGGCCCUUCAAGUGUCAGAUGUGUGACCGCGCGUUCACGGUCCGCAGUAAUUUGCGGGCCCACGUACGGAUACACAACAACGAUCGACGCUUCAAGUGCGAGUACUGCGCGAAAAUGUUCUACACCCGUUUCGAUCUCAGAACACACAUUUUCACGCAUACCGGUGAAAAGCCGUUCGAAUGCAGCGACUGCGGCGAACGCUUCACGAAAGUCGGCAAUCUCAAUGCGCACAAAAUAAUCCACAUCGAAGAUAGACCCUUCAAAUGUAAAACAUGCGGAGCCGGUUUCAAGAAAGAGGCGGCUUUCGAGCGGCACAUGACAAGGUACCAUAAUCCCAAUAGCUCGCAGUCGCCGCUGCAAUGUAUUUUCUGUGGCCAGUUCUUCCGGCAGAUCAAACAGGUCCGGGAGCAUGUGAAGGCCGCGCAUCAGGACGAAGGAAUCGAGGCCAUGUUCCCUUGUGGUACUUGCAACAGACGCUUCGGUACGUCCCGGCAGCUGGAAGAACACGAGAGAACCUGGCACAAGGUGAAUUCCGCCUUCAAGUGCAAAUACUGUAAACGACCGUAUACGAGCGAGGCCCAGCAUCGGAAGCACGAAACCUCAGGUGUCUGCCUCACGCGGCUCUGUCCGGUCUGCCGGAGGCAGUGCAAGUCUCCGAGCGACUUCGAAUCGCAUGUUCGAACCCACGAAAACGAGAGACCUUAUAAAUGCGAGGUCUGCGAUAAAGCUUUCGGGAAACUCAUCAACCUCCGACGGCAUCUCCUCAUCCACCAGGGAGUAAGUUAUAGCUGUGCGGUUUGCUUCAACAAAUUCACGUCCGAGGCGACGAUACACCGCCACAUAGCACAGGCGCAUCCAGGACUCGCCACCAGUCAGAGCAAGAUACACCAGGAGGUUGUCGAAGAUGUGAACGAGUCCGAGGAAAGUCAAGUGGAACUCAGUCAAGAGGAGGACGAGGUCGCGGACGAAGCCGAGAUCGCCGGAGAAGAAGAUGAGGAGGAUCCGGAGGUGGAACGGGAGAACGGCGUAGACGUCGGCGAUAGCGAGGACGUAGGACAGCUUCCUCCUCACGAAGGCAAAACUAUUGUUAUUCAUCAAUUGGUCUUGGCUCCCCCUCAGAAACGCUUCCUGACUCCAGCAAUUGUUAAACUUUCCUCAAAACCACGAACCGAAGCCUCGGAAUCCACUGCUCCUUGA
This is a messenger RNA of Galendromus occidentalis (western predatory mite), 1968 nucleotides long. Its product is annotated as zinc finger protein 708. Lineage: Eukaryota; Metazoa; Arthropoda; Arachnida; Mesostigmata; Phytoseiidae. The coding region runs from base 1 to 1968 and encodes 655 amino acids. The transcript has 3 exons. The record is from RefSeq and is a predicted model, not a curated record.